Molecule: messenger RNA, 654 nt
Organism: Darwinula stevensoni
Lineage: Eukaryota; Metazoa; Arthropoda; Ostracoda; Podocopida; Darwinulidae
Source: the annotation of a GenBank genome assembly
ACCAUUUCUUGGCGCACGGCGAAGGAAGGCCUUGCGGGACGAAAGAGGUGGCAAGCCGCAGGGGACUCUUUCCUUGCGCGUGUCAUCAUAGCAAAGAUGGCGGCGGAUAUGGGAGACACAGUUGAAGAGCACCGAAAGGUUGGGAAGUCAUCAGAGAAAGCAGAAGGAGCUGGGACUGAUGUAGAAGUCUGUACCCCACUCAAUGAUGCAUACAUUAAGCACCCACUUCAGAAUACAUGGACCCUGUGGUUUUUCAAAAAUGAUCGUACGAAGGCAUGGGAGGAGAACCAAGUUGAGAUCACUAGCUUUGCCACUGUUGAAGACUUCUGGGCGCUGUACAACUACAUAGAGGUGGCGAGUCACUUGCCAGCUGGGACAGACUACUCCCUCUUCAAGAAGGGAAUUAAACCAAUGUGGGAAGAUGAUCGAAACAAGAAAGGUGGAAGGUGGCUCUUGAACCUCAACAAGUCACAGCGUUUCGCUGACUUAGAUAAUCUCUGGCUUGAAGUGCUGCUUUGCCUGAUUGGGGAGGCAUUUGAAGAUGAGAGUGAAGAAAUGUGUGGGGCUGUGGUGAACAUCCGCAACAAAGGUGACAAGAUCGGUGUGUGGACUGCCACUUCUGAGAAGCCUGAAUCUGUCAUGAAGAUUGGGUGA